GGCGGGGCGGGGGCAUGGACCAGGCCUGGCAGAGCGCAGGGCCCCGGCGAGUGCGCCCCGCCGCCCGGUGAGCGGCCCGGCGGCGGCGACGGCGGGGGCCGGGGCGACCCCUGUCACCCCAACCCAAGGAGAACCGGGCCAAGUUGCCUGAGAUGCCUGUGCUGCCGAAGAAGCCCUGGGAGUCCAAGGCAAAGGGGCUGAUGCUGGGAGCUCUCUUUACCAGUUUCCUGUUGCUGCUCUACUCCUAUGUGGUACCCCCGCUCCACUCCAACAUGGCCUUCACAACUUCGGAGACUGCAGCACCUUGCUCCCCUGCUCCCAGUGAACCAGGGGUGGCCACUCCCGGUAACAGCUCUGCCGGAGAGUGCCAACCUCGGCGAGACAUCGUGUUCAUGAAGACGCACAAGACCGCCAGCAGCACGCUGCUCAACAUUCUCUUCCGCUUCGGCCAGAAGCAUGGGCUCAAGUUCGCCUUCCCCAAUGGCCGCAACGACUUCCACUACCCGUCCUUCUUCGCACGCAGCCUGGUGCAGGACUACCGGCCCGGGGCGUGCUUCAACAUCAUCUGCAACCACAUGCGCUUCCACUACGAAGAGGUGCGUGGGCUGGUGCGGCCAGGCGCCGCCUUCAUCACGGUCAUCCGCGACCCCGCGCGUCUCUUCGAGUCCUCCUUCCAUUAUUUUGGGUCCGUGGUGCCGCUCACCUGGAAGCUGUCUAGCCGCGACAAGCUGGCAGAGUUCCUUCAGGACCCUGAUCGCUACUACGACCCUAGCGGCUACAACGCGCACUACCUCCGCAACCUACUCUUCUUCGACCUGGGCUACGACAGUGGCCUGGACCCGGGCAGCCCGCGCGUGCAGGAGCACAUCCUGGAGGUGGAGAGCCGCUUCCACCUGGUGCUGCUGCAGGAGUACUUCGACGAGUCCCUGGUGCUGCUCCGGGAGCUGCUGUGCUGGGACCUGGAGGACAUGCUGUACUUCAAGCUCAACGCGCGGCGCGACUCGCCGGUGCCGCGGCUCUCGGGCGAGCUGUACCGCCGUGCCACCGCUUGGAACUUGCUGGACGCGCGCCUCUACCACCACUUCAACGCCAGCUUCUGGCGCAAGGUGGAGGCCUUCGGGCACGAGCGCAUGGUGCGCGAGGUGGCCGAGCUGCGCCAGGCCAACGAGCGCAUGCGCCGCAUCUGCAUCGAUGGCGGCCAAGCGGUGAACGCCGAGGCCAUCCAGGACUCGGCCAUGCAGCCCUGGCAGCCCCUGGGCGUCAAGUCCAUCCUGGGUUACAACCUCAAGAAGAGCAUAGGGCCGCAUCACGAGCAGCUCUGCCGGCGCAUGCUCACGCCCGAGAUCCAGUACCUGUCUGACCUUGGUGCCAAUCUCUGGGUCACUAAGCUCUGGAAGUUCCUUAGGGACUUCCUAAGGUGGUGACGUACCCUGCCCAUCUUCCCAUCAGGCUCCCUGCUGCAGAAGGGCCGACCAGGGAGCCUCCGGCACCUAGCCUUCCCCAGCCAUGCCUGGUGCCACCCUGGGGGUCCCCUGGGGUUAUUAGCUGGCCGGGGCUGGUCUCUGCACAAGAGAGCCUAACCGAGAAGUAUUUGACUAAUUAUGCCGUUUUCAUUAAAUCUCCUUUAUUUCCAGCUUCCUCUUACGAGGGGAGACUCAGAAGUAAAGGAAUUUUAUGUGUUUUUGCUAA
Molecule: messenger RNA, 1689 nt
Organism: Mesocricetus auratus (golden hamster)
Lineage: Eukaryota; Metazoa; Chordata; Mammalia; Rodentia; Cricetidae
Gene: Gal3st1
Product: galactose-3-O-sulfotransferase 1
Exons: 3
Coding region: 153-1424 (423 amino acids)
Biological process (GO): myelination; galactosylceramide biosynthetic process
Cellular component (GO): membrane
Molecular function (GO): galactosylceramide sulfotransferase activity
Source: RefSeq, a predicted model, not a curated record